UUACUGCUGAGGAGAGCCGGAGCUCUGCGGUGGGCACCGGGGCGGAGCCUGCUGCCGCCGCGGCGGUAUCGCCUGCGCCCGGGGCUCGGGCAGCCGCGCCCGUGCGAGGGACGUGCCUGGCGUGGAUGCGUUUUUCUGAGGAGGAGAACAUGGCUGAAUACUUGAAAAAGCCUGUCAAAGACACUCUGGAUGAUAUAAAAGAACGAAUGAAAGAGAGGAGAAAUCAGAAAUGGAUGAGGUUGGAUAAAAUUAGCCACAUCUGCACCGUAAAAGGCAAAAUAGCAACCAACAGCUCAAAGAAAAUUAAGAGCCUUCAAGCAAACAACAAAGCCCUAGCUCAGGCUUUGCAAGAAGAAAAGCUGAAACUGAGGGAUGCCCAGGAUACCAUCCUUCAUUUAAAGACAGAUUAUCAAGAUCUGAAGUUUCAGAUGUUUAAAUUGCAAAGAGAUCUUAGGCUCAAGCAAGCACAACGACUUGAGAAUCAACUGCAAGCCUUGAAUAAGAUAAUUUCAAGAGUUUCUCAGAAUUUACAGGACUCAGUUGAUCUCCUUGGCCCAGCAAAGAAUCUGUGUUCCAUAGGUGUAAAUGGGAAGGUGCUUUCUUCAGUUCUGGAAAACGGUUCCAGUGUCGCAGGGCCGGUACAUUCAGUAAAACAUCUACAGUGUGCUGAUGGGGAUGAUCAAGUACUUCCAAGUGGGAUGGAGGCUGAUAGCCAUAAAAAUGAGCUCACUCCCUCUGUGUCAGAGACCUGUGAGGAAUCUGACAACGCCGUUUCCUCAAACAAAAUAGUUCCAGACAAAGGACGAGCGUCUGAUUUUCAUCUGGAUGUCAUAGAGUCAGAGCUGGAAAAUAUUUCUUCAAGCAGAGAGGAUGGACUUGGUAACCUCUUACCAAAAAACGGGUCUACUAGGAAUUGCUCCGUGAAGUCAAAAAAUUACAACAAACAUUAUACUGGUGUAUUGAACCAUUCAGAAGCACCUGCUUCAACAAGAAAGCUUUCUGAACUGGACAAAGUUAGACUUGAGGAAAGUCUACAGAUGUGUACUAUAGAAACCAGAAAUCUAGGUAUUUCUCAGUUGAAUGAAAAUGAGGUAGGUUCAGAGCCGGUGUUGAGGAAGUCAGAUUCUGAAACCACAGAGUCCCACUUAAACAAUAAUUCUGAUCUUAAACGACAUGAGUCUAAAAACAGAGAAGACUCUCAAGUUAGGAAAGGGAAGCAUGAGAAGGCAAAACUGGAAAAACCUAAAACUUCCAGACAAACACCGAAACAAAGACAGGCAAAAGGGGCGUCCAAGAAAAAGUUGGAUUUCUUGGGUCGCUUCAGUGAUGCGUACGACUUUCAUUUGGAAGAGAGUGUCCAUCUUACACCUUUUCGACAGAAUAAGGUGAAUGACACCGAUAGUGGUGUGGAUGACAAAAAUGACUUAUCUGAAACCAAUACCAUCGAGUCAGAUGAUAUUGAAGAAGAUUCAGAUGACAGCCUCUAUGAGCCUUACAAGGGUAAAUCAAAAAGAAGGAGAAGUGCAGUGGACAACAUAGGUAGAUUACCAGUCCGUGCAAGGCCAAGGUCUAAAAGAUGUUUGGCACAGCGUGAGCAGAAACUCCAUGAUGAAAAAGAGACCUACUGAUUGAUCAAAACAUCAGAUCAAUUAUUUAGGCAGCCUUCAGAGCCAUCUCAUGGUCAUCUUUGCAAUGUUACCAAUACUGCUUCAUUGCUCACCAGCACUGGGAAUGCAGCUGUUGUCCCAGAAGGUGAAGGACCACGAUCUCCAAAACGCAAGCGAAGCUGUGCUAUUACUGUGUGCUAUAAAGAACCAAGUAUUGCAGGGAAACUCAGAAGAGGGGAUCCAUUCACAGACACAAAUUUCCUGAAUUCUCCAGUUUUCAAGCAGAAAAAUAAUGCCAAGUGCCCUUCUCUUAGGAAAACAUCUCUGUCAAAAUACAGUGAGAAAUUUGUUGGCCGUCGUUGGUAUUUCCAGUCACAACAGCAAAACCAUGCUGGUUCCAUGAAGAAAGGAAAUAUCCAGGAAAUUAUUGUUGCACAAGAUUUUGCAUAAAUAUGCCGUUAUUUCUAUGUGUCUUAAUGCUAAGGAUGUAAAAUUAAGAGCAGCUGGUUUCAAUCCAGUGACUUUUUCAUGAUCUAGAAGGCACAAGGCUACCUGUGUAACUAAGGUGAUUCCAUUCAAACCCUUUUGUGAGAAGGCAUUUUGUAAUGUAAAUUUGUAAGUUAUGUUACAGUUUUGUAACUUAUAGCCUGCUUGUUUGGACACUUAAGAUCACAUGGUUUAGUGUUUUGGG
Molecule: messenger RNA, 2298 nt
Organism: Neopsephotus bourkii (Bourke's parrot)
Lineage: Eukaryota; Metazoa; Chordata; Aves; Psittaciformes; Psittacidae
Product: shugoshin 1-like
Exons: 10
Biological process (GO): meiotic chromosome segregation
Cellular component (GO): chromosome, centromeric region; nucleus
Source: RefSeq, a predicted model, not a curated record